Messenger RNA from Anisakis simplex (herring worm), 699 nucleotides. Lineage: Eukaryota; Metazoa; Nematoda; Chromadorea; Rhabditida; Anisakidae. The record is from the annotation of a GenBank genome assembly.
AUGCUUCUCGGUGGACUCGGUAUAAAGUGCUCGGUUGCCGAUGCACGAGGUGAAGGAAAUGCUGUCGAUACGCCAUGCUCCAGAUGUAGUUCAUGUAAUGUGCUUUGCAAUGCUUCUGUGCAGAACUCAUCAGAAUCGAUGGUGGUUGAAAAUCCUCGGAAAAUCUCGACGGUACCAGUGAUUCUUGAAUUUGCUCCUCCCAUAACACCAAAGCGAACAGUUAUUUCAACCAGAACCAAGAAGACAGCCAUCGAUAGUCAGGCCAGCCGGAAAUCUGCUCGACGAAGUACCACGAAGGCUGCCAAGAGAGUAACGCUGAUUCCCGUUGAAAGUCCGCUCAUGGGCAGUAGCUCAGGAAGCUCUAACAAGACAACGGGACUAAGAGAAUCCCUAGUAAAUGUUGGAACCAUUGAACCAGAUUCUAUUCAAUCAACUGUGAGCGAAGUGACUGAAUGGAAUGGUACUGAGAGCGAGAUGAAUGAAACUGGAAAAAAUGGAAUGUCGAGCUCAUUCCGUAAUCCUGUGAAUUCCCAGAAUCCUCGUAAACGUAGAAGAAUUCCUGGUCGAUACACGCAUGAAGAGGGACUGAUCGUGGAAAUUUUGACAACCACCUAUUUUGCGCUCUCAGUGGUGUGUCUGAUCGUAUUCGCGUUGAUCUAUUUCCGGGUUAUUCUGAACAAUUAUCCAGUUGAUUAUUAA